GCGCAUUGCUUUAUGGGAAUAUCAAUAUGGCGGACCUAUCGUUGAAUUUGACAAGUUCGCUGUAAACACUUCCAAACAUUCAUGAAAAUUCUUUCUCCUAGUUGAAAAACUCUUUAGAUAUGUAAGAGAUCAAGGUUCCCUGUUAAUUCUAUUCAAUUGGCAACUAUACGAGUGAGAAAUCUACAAAAAAGGUUAUGUUUUCGCGUGCGCCUCUAAACAGUCGCUCAGCAACGAGUGUACGAAGAAGCCCAAGUGAUAGUGGACAACGGGACCGUCCGAAAUCAGACACGGCCCGGACGAGAAGGAAGACGAGCGCGAAAAGAGCACAAGCCAAAGGGGACAAGAAAGCGGACAUCCAGACCAGGGAAACAGAAGUUUCGCCUGAACAAAUUCUUGAACAGUGCCAAGAAGAAGAUGUAAAUCGUGUGUUUGAGAUCAAUCUGCAUGCUCAGAAGCUGACAAGAGUUCCUGAUAUACACAAAUUUACCAAACUGAGAAUACUGGAUUUGUCUUGCAAUCACAUCUCUGCUGUUUCUGGCUUGGAUGAGUCAACUGAUCUUAGAGAGCUGAAACUAUACUCCAACAAAAUAGAAGAGAUAUCUGGCCUUGACAGGUUAAAAGAACUGAAUUAUCUCCUUCUUCACCACAACAGAAUAAAGAAAAUUGGUAAAGGUCUAGCACCCGUCCGAAAAGUGAAGGUGCUGCGCCUGGAUAGCAAUCUAUUGACGACACUAGAACACCAGGAAAUAGGGUGUUGCAGCCAGAUAACAAUUCUGGAUAUCAGCAACAACAAGUUGUCAAAUAUCUCGGCUGUCAAUUCUCUUUCUGCUCUUGAGGAACUUGAUCUAUCAACAAACAGAAUCUCCAAGGUCCCUGACAUCAGCCGAUGCAAACAUUUACAGGAGUUAGAUCUUUCAAGAAAUCAAAUCAGUGAUAUCUCUGGACUGAGGGACCUCUCUGGUCUUAAUAUCCUUCGACUGGAGAGCAAUCAGCUUACGACUUUAUCCUCCUUGGGAAAGCACAAGAAUUUGCAAGAACUGUAUCUAGGCCAUAAUAGAAUUUCCACAGUUGAGACUUUCAGUCAGCAGUUCCCAUCGUUGGAGAUUUUAAACAUCUGUCACAACCAAAUCAAGUCCUUUGAAAUAUUGUUCCCUCUAUCUAAUUCGAGUGUUGCAGAACUGUAUAUAGCAGGAAAUCCUUGUCUGUCUUCCGAAAGUGUUGGAUAUCAUCAAGAACUACACAAAGUGAUACCUUCUCUAGAAAUCGUGGAUGGGGUGUCACUGAAAAGACCUAGUUCAUCUCGGGGCAAGCCACUCAUGAGGCCAUUAUCCGCUUCCCAAGUCCUUAGUUCACGACAGGUGGAGGAACAGCUUAAGGCAGCAAUGCUGGAAGAGUCAACUGCCAUGGAAUCUCUGAAAUCCAGGUUCAGCAUAAUGAGGGAUUUGUUUAAUUCUCUACCAACUGAACACCCUAAACACCACUGGAUCACUACUGAUAAAGACUCUGAAAAUGAUGAGACUCCCCUUGAUAGACCUGGUAGCAACGAGAGGCCAGUUAGUAGAUGCAGUAGCCGAUCAAGAAUUGCUGAUGCCAGAGCUUUUGCUGCACAACAUUUCACAAAGAAUUAGCUAGUGUGUUGCGUUUUUUUAACAAUACAUAAAUCUCAUAUUAAAAAGAGAAGAUACUUUAUGUAAAUACAAAAGACAAAUAUUUAUGAAUAAAAAUUAUAGCUUGCCA
Nematostella vectensis (starlet sea anemone) is the source of this 1737-nucleotide messenger RNA. RefSeq names its product protein phosphatase 1 regulatory subunit SDS22 homolog. Gene Ontology annotation, molecular function: protein binding. Bases 195 to 1628 code for a protein of 477 amino acids. NCBI's taxonomy places the organism in Eukaryota, Metazoa, Cnidaria, Anthozoa, Actiniaria, Edwardsiidae. The transcript is spliced from 19 exons. The record is from RefSeq and is a predicted model, not a curated record.